This is a messenger RNA of Pundamilia nyererei, 3279 nucleotides long. RefSeq names its product transmembrane protein 198-like. The record is from RefSeq and is a predicted model, not a curated record. Gene Ontology annotation, cellular component: plasma membrane. The transcript is spliced from 4 exons. NCBI's taxonomy places the organism in Eukaryota, Metazoa, Chordata, Actinopteri, Cichliformes, Cichlidae. Bases 1303 to 2325 code for a protein of 340 amino acids.
GAGAAUGAAGUUUUUUAUUAUGAGAAAAGUAAGAUAUGCAUAUCUUUAAGUCAUUAAUCAGUUUUGAAAUGCAGGGGAAGCCCAGCAGAGUGGCACUGAUCAUGUAUUUUUUCUUCUAUGACCACAGAAUUGGGACUUUGCAGUUUCAGUGACAGAAAGAAGAGGGGCAGAGAGGGAAAAAAGGCAGAAGAACUGUGAGAGACUGCAAAAGAAAAGAUACAUUUCCAGUGGCCAGUUCAUUUUUUCCAUGUAAAGUCAUUCUUAGGCAGGACAUCCAAAUUAGUCAUUCUUCUGUCUGAGGAACAGAUAGAAGAAGUGUGUAGAGUUAAAGAGAAAACAGCUGCAAGGUGGGGGAACUUCGAUGUGAAACACGGUGAGGUAAAGAUGGACAGAAAGAGAGGAGCUGGUUAUUAAGGAGAAAAGGCAGCACCGAAUGUUCCUGAGUGUCUCAAGUAGAAACGUGAGUUAGUUGUAAUCGGAUCUCAGCUGCGGUGAGCUCAUACAGGAGUCCUGCCAGCAGCCUCAGAAAGAGCAGUCCACCCAUAAGUCUUUAGCCCCACUGCAGCCCUCUGUGGCGAUCUGCAGGCCUGCCAGCUUAAAUAGCAUAUAUAAUCUUUUAAGAGUGCUUGUUGGUGCCCUUCCUCUGAAAAGAGAUUAUAACAGAGUAGAAGAGAAGGUGGUGGGGAAAUAUUAACAGUCGCCUGCAGUUACAAAAAUGGACUUCGGGCCAAUUUAGCCCAUAGAUAAAUCUGUGCCUUUGUUUUCCACGAAACGAUUGGUGAUUUUUUUUUUUUUUAAGGAAAGGGUGAAUUACUCAGGGGAGAGAAAAUUAAAAACACAAUCUGUUAGUGUUAAAAAAUUGGGUGUAGAAGAGUGGUUUUCAUGAGACGGUAAAACGUGGUGAAGAAACAUAAUUCCUUUACCAUGAAACCAGAGUUUGUUGACAUAUAAAAAUUCCUUUUCAGGAAGAUCUGAGCUUGCAUAUGAGCGGAGCGCGUGAAUGAGAUGUUUGACUGCAACAUUUAGGGUUUUAUUGAGUUGCAGUGAGAGUUGCACAUACAGAGCAACAUACAGAUUUAACACCCUACUUUUGAAUUACUUUAUUUUCAGUGUUAAUCAGCAUUAAAAACGCUUCACUGACUAGGAUACGGUCACCCUUUCUUAGGUUUCCUUGUUUUAUCGGCACUUUUCUCUUCUCUUGCAGUCACACCUGCUCUGAUGGACUUCAGAUAACGCCCACAGUGGUCCCCGCCUUCCUUAUCCUGACUUUCAGCCUGUCCCAGAGCCUCAAAGUUCAACACGAUGACGGAUCCCACUGGACUGAGCUCUGAGGGGGCAGGGUCAGCCAUGGCAGAUGCCUGUAGUUUGGAGAUAGAGAGGAAGUAUGAUGUCAUCCCUACUGUCAUCUGCUCCAUGUGUUGCCUGUUUGGAAUCAUCUACUGCUUCUUUGGUUACCGGUGUUUCAAAGCUGUCAUGUUCCUGUCUGGCCUGAUGUUUGGCUCGGUCAUCAUUUUCUUGCUGUGCCACAAGGAGCACGUGCUGGACACGCAGCUGAGCGUCGAGGCCAGCGCGGGCAUCGGCCUCGGUAUAGGCCUCCUGUGCGGCCUCGUCACUAUGCUCGUGCGAAGCGUCGGCCUCUUCAUGACGGGCCUGCUGCUCGGCUUCCUCCUGGCUCUCGCCGCCCUGCUGGUCACUCAGCAGUUCUACACACCUACCACACUGUGGGUGCCGCUGGGCACUCUUCUGGGAUCGGGCAUGCUGUUUGCCGUGCUGACACUGCAGUGGCAGAAGAUGUUCACCAUGCUGUCCACCGCUGUGUUUGGGGCGGCCAUCAUGACAGUGUGUACCGAUUACUUUGUGGAGAUGCUGGUUUUGGGAAUGUACGUGUAUGAAUGCCUGCGCCUCACACCCGGACAGGCGCUCUGCUGGUACAGCUGGGUCAUUCUGGGCAUCUGGCCUGCUCUCAGCCUCAUAGGAGUGCUGGUCCAGUGGAAACUGACGGACAACAGCUUCUCACACACAGAGGUUGUCAUCAGUCGGAGACAGAAGAGAGUCCAGCUGAUGCGGAUCCGGGAGAAAGACGCCAAGAAGCGACAGCAGGCAGGUGGGCAGGAAGGCACUUACCGCCGUAAACCCACCCCAGUGAAACGUUACGCUGGGGAUCUACUGGCACCGAGCUACCUGCAAAGUCUGCGGGACAGACAGAUGGGCACCGGCACUUCCCUUAGCAGCGUGGGAACCGCCAACCACACCACGAUCGACUUGGACUACGACACUGGCUCCACGGUGCCCCUCACAGCCACAACGCCAGUCGUCAGGGUCUGAGCAGCACAAACAUAAGAAGGGACUACUUAAUGCACUCUGGUUCUCCAACUGUGUCUUCCUAAUGUAGAGUAGAAGUUAAUAACUGCUCUUCUAUCCAUGGGGUGUUCGUCGCCCUUGAACUGAUUUUCUCCUCAGUGGGUCGCAGGUGUUCAGCAAAACACAGCGCUGCUGGAGAAUGUAAGAGGAUGAGGCUAAAACCACUGCAACUUCUGUGUUUCACAGAGAAACACAAGAAAAACCCCAGACACGAACAAAAAUAAAGGUCGACCAUUUCCACUCUUCACUGAGCACAUAACAGCCCAAUGAGCCUCGAAGACAGAUGUGUUUCUGUUCUGAUAGUGAACAUCACAAAGCAAUGCUUGACAUUACAUGUACUGUACUUCAGAAGUUAGUCAUCGCAAUCAAGUGUCGUGUUAUUACCCAUUUUACCCUUUUCCCGUCCGGUCGUAGGAUUUUUUUUUUUGGGGGGGGGAGGUCUUGUCAUCACAGUAAAUUUUAUUUUGUGUAUUUCUUCAGAUGGAGUAUGAUGAAAAAGUGAAGUAUAGGACCUGGCUGUGUGGAGUAAGACAAAGUGAAGUGAAAACUAAAUGAUGUGAGAGAGGAAAAAACCUUUUGCUGGAACCUUUAGCGGGAUCUUCUAGCAGAACUCUAACAAAUUCUGUGAUCUUUCUGUUUUUGCAAUGUAGCUCCCAUCAGAAUAAAAUGGGCGGUGAUGUAGAGUCCACUUUUCAUAAUUUAAUUUAUAUAAAGUUCAAGUACCGUAGUAGCGCUAAGUAAAAAAAGAAGAAAAAACUAAACAAAAACAAAGCAUGUUUGUUGUUGAUCUGUAGAUUUUUAAAUAAUUAUCCAGACGUUGUUGGGAUCUUUUUUUGCAGUGACUACACACGUGUUGCCCGAAUCUGUAAAUACCUGUUGAUAGAAGUGUCAAAGAUUAAUAAAUGUGUUUAAUAAUAA